GAGAGAGAGAGAGAGAGAGAAAGAGAGUGAGAAUUUGAUAUAUCUCUAAUUAAUCAAUUUAAAGAGGAUUCUAAAGACGGAUUGCAAAAAACGAAAGUUUGUUGAUCACAAAUUGUUAUUUGUUAUUUACGCAUUGUUGUUAUUCUUAACGCGAGAUCCGGUCUUCGUAAAUAUAUAAAUAUAUAUAUAUAUAUAUACUAUAUAUGUAUAUAAUAUAUACUUAUCUGAAACGUCCGAUGCUUCAAGUUUUAUCGAAAAUCCGAUCAAUGUUCUUUACCAUCACGAAAGAAUAAAAUAAAAAGACAGACAGAGAAAGAGAAAGAAAGAGAGAAAGAUAUAUAUAUAUAUAUACAUAUAUAUACAUAUAUAUAUAUAUAUAAGAAGAAGGAUAUAAAAGAAAAAUAAAAAACAACAAAACUAAAGAGAAGAUUAGAACGAUGGUCGUGAAAUCUGAAAGCACGAGGAACGGUCACGAGCUGGCUCCUCUAAACGAUGAUCGUCAACCUCCUCAUAACGUGACCAUUGUGGUUUCCGGAAAUCAAAAUGCAUCGGCUGUCAACGCGGAACCAAGAACGGAAGAUAACAGAGCGGCAUGGAGCGGGAAGAUGCAGUUUUUCCUGAGCAUCAUUGGUUACAGCGUCGGUCUUGGAAAUAUAUGGAGGUUCCCUUAUUUAUGCCAACAGAAUGGGGGCGGUGCCUUUCUUAUACCAUUUUUCGUGAUGCUCAUCCUCGAAGGCGUGCCCCUAUUUCUGAUCGAGUUGGGUCUUGGACAACGAAUGCGACAAGGUGCCCUUGGAGUUUGGAACACGAUACAUCCCUGGUUAGGCGGUAUAGGAAUAGCCUCCUGCAUCGUCACAUUCUUCGUUGCACUUUAUUACAACGUCAUUAUCACCUGGUGCUUCUUUUACCUCUUCAACUCUCUCGAGGCAGUCACAAUUAAAUUUGGCGCGCCACUGCCAUGGGCGAAGUGCCCGGAGGUCGACGAGAUACCGGUAGAAGAAUGUGUCAAGAGCUCUGAGACCGCUUACUUUUGGUACAGAACCACUCUGGAUGCGGCACCGUCGAUCGAGGAUGGCCAAUCUCUCAAGUGGUGGAUCGUUCUGUGCCUUCUACUCAGUUGGAUCGUUGUCUUCUUUAUCGUCAUGAAGGGGAUACAAUCAUCGGGCAAGGUAGUCUAUUUUACCUCGAUGUUCCCUUACCUCGUACUCACGAUCUUCUUCAUUCGUGGAAUAACUUUGAAAGGUGCUAGUGCUGGAUUGGCACACAUGUAUACGCCAAAGGUCGAGAAAUUAUUGGAGCCUACCGUCUGGCUUGACGCAGCUACACAAGUCUUCUAUAGCUUUGGAUUAGCUUUUGGUUCCUUGAUUGCAUUUGGAAGCUACAAUACGCCCGACAACAAUUGCGUCAGGGACGUGAUUCUGGUGAGCGUGUGCAACGCGUUUACCGCCAUUUACGCGAGCGUUGUCAUUUUCGCCAUUUUGGGGUUCAAGGCGAUGUCGAAUGUGGACAAGUGCCUGGAAAGCAAUAAGGCCUCGCUGAUCAAGCAUGGUCUUCUAUUUGCAAAUUCAACGACUGACGAUUACGAAAACGUUCUAAAUACGUUCAAUAUUUCGACUGCGAAUUUGACCUUGGAUAGAUGUAGUAUGAGCGAACAACUGAAUAACGCUGCCGAAGGUACUGGAUUGGCCUUUAUAAUCUUCACUCAAGCGAUCGUCGAGCUUCCAGGUGCACCAUUUUGGUCCUGUAUAUUCUUCCUAAUGCUUUUGGCCCUUGGACUUGGCUCACAAAUUGGUAUUAUGGAAGGAAUGUUGUGCGUAAUCUUUGACAUUGAUCUAUUCAAGAGAAUAAAGAAACAGUAUAUAACAGGCGUAGUAUGUAUCGUUUGUUUCUUCGUCGGCCUCAUCUUCUGUACCGGCGCAGGAGAAUACUGGUUGAAAAUGUUCGACAGUUUUGCUGGUACCAUUGGCCUCGUUAUGGUCGCACUUAUGGAAAUGAUAUCGGUCAUCUUUGUCUACGGCCACGAAAAAUUCACGAAAGACAUCGAAGAAAUGACAGGUUAUAGGCCUGGUAUUUAUUGGCAAGUUACAUGGAGAUUUCUCGCGCCUAUAAUCAUGGUUGGCAUACUGAUCUCCAGUAUUGCUUCUAUGUUUAUCAAGAAACCAGAAUAUUCAGCAUGGAAUGCAACGUUGGGUAUAGCAGUAUCUACAGCUUAUCCAGGCUGGGUCUUAGCUAUUGCAGCAUGUAUAAUUGUUGCCGGUAUUGCACCGAUACCAAUAGUUUUUCUACUUAGAGUAUUCCAAUGUGUAAAACUCGACGUGGACAUUCAUCAGGGUAGCAUUCGUCGGAUCGACACGACCGUAUCGACUAAGGAAAUGAUGGGUGACGUUGAUUUGGACGAGUAUCACGAUCGUUUAGAAGAUUUUCCCGAGGAGGACGAGGAUGUUAAUAGCGACGACGACAACAAUAGUGCACCGCCCAUAACAAAGAUCGUUCCAAAUAAGCUUCAGGGUAGAGCUUUCAAAAUGGAAGCAAUGGAAUUUUGAACGCGUCGCAUUUAGGAUGCGUUCCUUACGUUUUAUUACAAACAAAUGAAAUAGAGGAAGAAAAAACAACAAAAACAAAACAGAGAAAGGAAGGGGAAAGAAGGAAGAAAGAAAGAAAGAAAGAAAGAAAGAAA
Messenger RNA from Vespa mandarinia (Asian giant hornet), 2677 nucleotides. Its product is annotated as sodium-dependent neutral amino acid transporter B(0)AT3. NCBI's taxonomy places the organism in Eukaryota, Metazoa, Arthropoda, Insecta, Hymenoptera, Vespidae. Gene Ontology annotation, cellular component: plasma membrane. The record is from RefSeq and is a predicted model, not a curated record. Gene Ontology annotation, molecular function: amino acid:sodium symporter activity; glycine transmembrane transporter activity. Gene Ontology annotation, biological process: sodium ion transmembrane transport; nitrogen compound transport; amino acid import across plasma membrane.